Polyodon spathula (Mississippi paddlefish) is the source of this 1428-nucleotide messenger RNA. Its product is annotated as ammonium transporter Rh type B-like. Gene Ontology annotation, cellular component: plasma membrane. Gene Ontology annotation, molecular function: ammonium channel activity. Bases 1 to 1428 code for a protein of 475 amino acids. Gene Ontology annotation, biological process: ammonium transmembrane transport; ammonium homeostasis. Lineage: Eukaryota; Metazoa; Chordata; Actinopteri; Acipenseriformes; Polyodontidae. The record is from RefSeq and is a predicted model, not a curated record. The transcript has a single exon.
AUGGCCAAGAUUUUUUCCAGCAGUUUGCGAUGCCGGCUGCCAGUAUUGGUGGCGAUCUUUGAAGUUCUCCUUCUGGUGUUGUAUGCCGUGUUUGUGACUUAUGAUGACAGCACAAACGCUGCUCUUCAAACCAACCAGACGGAUCCUCUCCAGAACUCUGUGUACCACGUGUAUCCUUUCUUUGUGGAUGUGCAGGUCAUGCUCUUCGUAGGAUUUGGCUGCCUGCUUGCCUUCAUGAAACGCUAUGGCUUUGGAGGGAUGGUCUUUAAUUUCCUGACGGCCACGUUCGCCAUCCAGUGGGCCGUCAUCGUGCAAGGUUUCUUCCAGUUCUACCAUGAUGGAAAGAUCCACGUGGGUGUCUUCAACCUUCUCAAUGCAGAAUUUGCAUGCGCCGUGGUUCUCAUUUCGUUUGGGGCCAUCUUAGGUCGUACGAGUCCCAUCCAGCUCCUGGUCAUGGCUCUCCUAGAAGUCCCGAUAUUUGCAGUCACAGAAUGGACCAUCCUGAAAUACCUGAAGAUCAAUGAUGCUGGUGGCUCCAUCUUGAUCCAUAUCUUCGCUUGCUACUUUGGGCUUGGGGUGAGCGCCAUCCUCUACCGGCCAUGUCUUAAUGAAGGCCAUUCCAAAGAAGGCAGCACAUAUCAAUCUGAUCUCUUGUCGGUCUUGGGGACUCUCUUUCUGUGGGUCUUCUGGCCCUCCUUUAACUCUUCCCUGACCUUACCUGGAGAUGACCAACACAGAGCCAUCAUCCACACCUUCAUAGGACUCAGCUCUUCUACCCUGACAGCCUUCGCUCUUUCUGCACUGCUGAACAGAAGGGGCAAGCUAACCAUGGCAGAUAUCCAGAAUGUUACCCUAGCUGGUGGCGUCACAGUUGGAGCUUCUGUAGAUAUGAUGAUCAGUCCAGUAGGAGCGUUUGCAUUAGGGAUGAUUGGAUGUACAGCAUGCAUGCUGGGCUACAAAUACCUGACACCCUUUAUGGCCAAGAAGUUAAGAAUCCAGGAUCAAUGUGGUAUCCAUAAUCUGCAUGGCUUGACUGGGUUAAUUUCUACUAUGGCUGUCAUUAUCUGCAUCCUUAUUGCUAGCGAAGAUACUUACGGUCCAAGUCUAUACCAGACAUUCGCUCACCGCGCGCCAGUGGAAGGGGAUCCCAGACUAAAGGAGCUGCAGGAGCUCAUUCCUGGUUUGAACCCUGGGGAAGGUCGCAGUGCCUCGGAGCAGGCCCUUUAUCAAGCCGCAGCACUGGGAUUCUCGAUUGGAGUGUCCGUUGCGGGGGGGCUACUGACCGGCCUGGUCCUGCGCUUACCUGUCCUUGCCCAGCCUCCUGAUGAGUUCUGCUUUGACGACGCCCUUUACUUUGAGGUGCCUGAGGAGUUUGAUAACAGUGUGCUGCCGACAAGUAACUAUGACUUGGUGGCGAUCAAAGACUGA